AUGCCAGCUCCAACCACCAUUCGUGCGCUUUUCCACCCGCUCGAAAACGAAGCGAAGGACGCAGAAAAAGAGAAAAAAGAACAAGCACAACACCAACAACGCUUCGUCGAGAGUAAAAGCACGUUUUUCUCUUCAAAGUUUAUCUUAUUCUUCUUUGAUUCCGGACGGAAAACGAAGGAAAUCUCAAUCCCGGUUGCCUUUGAUAAACAAAAGAGCAACUUUUUAAUCGGACCAUCCGCGCUGUGGUGGCGCGAGGCGUUCGCGAUUUCCUCCUCUUUAUUGCGAGAGGAAGAGAGUAGUAACGGUGUUACUGUAAAUGGAGGGUAUAAAACGAACGAUGAAGCGGCGAUGGCGGAUUUAGGCCACGCGGCGGAAGCGACGUUGGAAAUCGCUCGAGUGGUCAGUGGUCAGUUGUUGGAGGAUUUACGAAGGACGACCAGGUCGCUGGAAUUUUGGGAGGAGAAGCGAGACGAGUAUUCGAGAGGUGGGGAUGUCUCACAUAGGAUGUUUUUAACCUUACGGUGUGGUCCGAGAGCGUUUAUUGAGGAGACGAAAGGGUUCGUGAAACGGAAAGCGGUGGCGGCGAGACGGAGGGCGAUGUACGUCUCCACGGGGAACGCGAGAAGGAAGAACGGGGAGUCGGCGAGGAGUAAUAUAAGCGGGGAAGAGAAGGAAAGGGAAGAGGAACACUUGUUGGAGACGUUGUUGACGGUUCCACCGGCGAGGGCGGUGAUUGAUGGGAAGGUAGCGGCGUUAGGGAAGAUGCAGAGGAGUUUGGCGAGCGCGGUGGCGAGGGUGCACGCGAGAGCGGAUGAUUUAGUCAACGGCGAUUACAAUCGGAGGAAACGAGGGAAGGGAGAGGACGAUGACGAAGACGAAGACGAAGACGAGGAGGUAUCAGAGGAGGAGUUUCGGAAGAGAGAGGUGGAAAAAACGAGAGAUGCGGUGGAACGGUGCGUGAAUGGGAUAAACGAAGCGAUUGAGCUCGUGAAAUCUACCGCGUCGUCGUUAAACGCCGAGCACGAGGACGAGGACGACGAGGACAACAACAACAACGAAAGUAAAAAGAGAAACGCGGAAGAGGCGGCAGAAGCAGAGCGAAAUGAUGACGACGACCACGAUAACGACGACCACGACGAUGCGAUCUCUCCGAGACGACCGUCGAGCUCUCUCGAGCGCACCAUCUCGAAUUCGCCGUUAUUCGCCGGGAUGAUGCACAAUCGAACGAAUUCGCUCGUCUCGAGCAUCUCGCGAAGUGGCACACCAAAGAUUCCAGAUUCGCCAAAAUCAGCCGCUACUCAAGUUCACGCGUCGUCGCGUCUGUCGUCGUCGCCGCAAAACAACAACAGCCCGACUUUACGACGCCAAAACGCCUCCUUACAGCGAUCGAAUUCGUACUUUCAGAAUCUCAUCAAAAACACGUUUCUCGGUGACAUCUUCUCAUCAGACGGCGGAACCGGCGCACGCGUCGGAUUUGUCUCGCACAAGCUCCGCACGCGUUUGAUGGCUAAAUCGGGAGAACCAAUCCCGUUCCCGUUAGAAAACGACGUAAUGUGGGAAGCCAUCGUAAGGACGGAAUCUCGAUUUGAAAAAGCUCGCAAAGCGGUUGGUCGCACGGUUGAAAGACACCGCAAGCCGACAAAAUACGAACGCCGAUGGAUUCCCAUCAGUGUCUUAAUGUUAAUCGGCGUGAGUAGCGCGAUUGUGCUCGUUCGAAAAUCUUCCUUGUGCGGUUCCACCGAGUUGGACGAAACGUUGAAAGCGGCGUACGAAACUACGCGCACGUUUUUCAACUCGUACAUGAAAACGCCGUCGAAAGAGCUGAAGCAAGAACUCACGAAAGCGUUCGACACUGGAGAUAGAGAAGACGCGGCGGCGAGAUUAGACGAAUCGCAGGAGUCUUUAGAUAGAAUGUUAAAAGAGUACGUGAAGAAUGCAACGAAACCGGGGUUUUCGGAGUCGUUGACGAGAGCGUAUCAAUCGGUGGGCGCUAUGACUGGCGGCGGCGGAGACGAACACGCCGAAGGAUCAGGAGCAGGAGCAGGACCAGGCGAAGAGACGACAACGGCGAACAAAAUUGAUCCAAUGUCACUCGUGACUGCGCGCGUAGAAGAAGAAUUAAAAGCGCCGCUACAAAACAUGCUCGGCGGCGAUCUCAUGCAACUCUUGCUCAUCCAAACGCAAGUCAUGAAAGUUGAGAUGGAAGACGCUUUGCUUCAAAUGGAUGCCGUCAUGCGUGCGAACCGUUUGAAUUUCGCCCUCAUGGCGUGUUUUCCCGCGACUUUGUUCGUGUACGGGAGCGUCUCGUUUUCAAAAACCGUCGGUGCCGCGCGCGCGUUUCAAAAGAGACGCAAAGCACGGGAAGAGAUGCGUUUGUUAGUCGCCGACGCGGAACGAUCUUUGAUGCGAUUGAAAAUGACGCGAGACGAGUUUACCAAGCGCCGCCGCGCUCUGGAGGACAACAACGAAGACAAUUCGGACUCAGACGACGCGUCUGAUUCCAACCUCAUUCACCGAUUAGAAAUCGCGGAAGAACACCGCCGCCGCCGCUUAGAACUGGACGCGUCCUUCGACGCCACCGCCGCCCCGUCCUCGCCCGCCGCGCGCCUCCACGCCACCAAAAACAAAUUCGACGACGAAAACCUCGAAAACGAAACCUUCCACCAAGGCAUGCUCCUCUACGCCGUCAACGCGCUCUACGCGUCCGUCCAAAAGCACAAGCGCAUGUUCACGCCGAAAGAAUUCAGGGGCGUUAAAUUGGACGCCAUGGCGUUGGCCGACGUUGGCGUCUCCAUCGAAGGGAAACUGUUGACCACGCAAAGACUGGCGAGGAUAUAUAAAGGGUUCCAGAGCGAACCGCACAGAGUGCCCAGCAUCGUGACUGGGAGAUAUCCAAUCUGA
Messenger RNA from Bathycoccus prasinos, 2901 nucleotides. RefSeq lists its product with no specific name. NCBI's taxonomy places the organism in Eukaryota, Viridiplantae, Chlorophyta, Mamiellophyceae, Mamiellales, Bathycoccaceae. Gene Ontology annotation, cellular component: mitochondrial outer membrane. The transcript has a single exon. The record is from RefSeq and is a predicted model, not a curated record. The coding region runs from base 1 to 2901 and encodes 966 amino acids.